AUGGACAACUUUGAGAAGCUGUCCGUCAGCGAGCGCAAAAUCAUUGUCGGCAUCGACUUCGGAACCACUUACUCCGGAGUGGCCUGGGCAGAAACUCAACGUCCCGACCGACGAACUGCCAUCACCACUUGGCCCAUCAGCAAGACUAUUCGCGAGGGCGAAUCUUCCGACAAAGUCCCUACCAAGCUUCGAUAUGCCAGCGACCAAGUUCAAUGGGGCUUUUCUAUCCCCGUCACUGCACCGCAAGAUGAAGUCGUCGAGUGGUUCAAGCUCGAUCUCGAUCCUUCUCUUCAAAGCAUGGGUCAAUCUGUAUCUUCAGAGGCUAGAGGUGGCCGCAAUGUCGACAAGCUCGUGACGGACUACAUCUCGGCUCUGGGUGACCAUCUGCUGUACACCCUGAAGGAGAAGCUCGGGGAGCAGGUUGUCAAUACCACUCCCUUGGAGUUCGUCGUCACAGUGCCUGCUAUCUGGUCAGAUCUCGCCAAGGACAAGACCAAACAAGCCUGCCAAAGGGCAGCUGGUCUCAACACCACUACUAACGCUGUCGCUCCCAUCCACCUCGUCUCCGAGCCAGAAGCCGCUGCGAUUUACGCAUUGCAUGGUCUCGACCCACAUGGCCUCAAGGUUGACGACACUGUGGUAGUGGUUGAUGCUGGAGGCGGCACUGUCGACCUGAUCUCUUACACUAUUACAAGUCUCAAGCCCAUCCUGGAAGUUCAAGAGGCUGCUCCUGGCUCUGGUGCGCUGUGCGGAUCAACAUUUCUCAACAUGCGCUUUGCCAAGUUCCUAAAGGCAAAGCUGGGCAAAGAGGAUGGAUUCGACGACGAGAUCAUGGCCGAAGCUAUGGAACACUCUUUGACUAAUGGUGCGCAGGUCAAGCGACAAUUCACCCUCGGCGCCGCUCCUGAUGAUACCUACACGAUUCCAGUCGGUGGUCUUGCCAACAAUAAAGAGCUCGGAAUCAAUCGCGGUCGAUUCUCAUUGAAGGCGUCGGAUCUUCAAACCAUCUUUGAACCUGUUGUCCUGGAGUGCAUCAAGCUUGUCAAGGACCAGAUCACAGCAAGCAAUGUGCCGAUUCGUGCUAUUCUCCUCGUCGGCGGCUUCGGCGCAUCCAACUACCUCAAGGAGCGGUUGCGCAACGCUAUUGACAAGAGCAUUCAGAUCAUGCAGCCGCCCAACGCCUGGCAGGCUGUGGUUCAAGGCGCCGUCAUGAAGGGCUUGGCUCAAGUAUCGCCCGACAAGCUCACGCAAGUCAGGGUUCAGAAUCGCAAGGCCAGGAAGCACUACGGCACCGAGUGGCGCAGCAAGUACGACGCAAAGGCGCACAAGCAUCUCGAGCAGAAGCGACAUUGGUGCGGCUUGGAUGGUUGUUACAAAGUGUACACCAUGGAGUGGUUCAUCCAACGCGGCGAUAACGUCUCCGAAAACGAGCCCUUUUACACAUCCUUUGUGUGGACUGGUCUGGUCAGCCAGGGCCGUAUCAAAAAGAUCAAGAUGGAUAUUUACGCAGAUCGCAACCAACGAAUGGCGCCUGUUGCCCGAGACGAGAAUGUGUCAAUGCUUGUCCAUGUCGAGGCUGAUGUUGGACACAUUCCUGAGCAUAUGCUCUCCCGCCGCCAGGGACUUGAUGGCCAGUGGUAUUACGAGCUGAACUGUAAGAUCGAGGCCGUGUAUCUUUCGGCCUCAACCACGUACACGUUGCUCUAUAACAACCAACGGUACAACACGGUGACGGCGGAGUAUGUUUAA
This is a messenger RNA of Colletotrichum orchidophilum, 1749 nucleotides long. RefSeq lists its product as uncharacterized. Lineage: Eukaryota; Fungi; Ascomycota; Sordariomycetes; Glomerellales; Glomerellaceae. Bases 1 to 1749 code for a protein of 582 amino acids. The transcript has 4 exons. Gene Ontology annotation, molecular function: ATP-dependent protein folding chaperone; ATP binding. The record is from RefSeq and is a predicted model, not a curated record.